AUGAUGCAAUCACCAGCUCGAACCGGACCUCUUGUCCAUGAGUCAAGUGCUACGCCAGUUCUUGAAGGAGGGGGCAAUUGUAUCAAAGGCGUUCCUCCGUCAGGAAACACGGCCUCUCUACCGGCGAAGAGGGAGAGGGAGGAUGAGGACGACGCUGGAAAUUCGUCGAAGAAAGUUGCUACUGAGGAGGGUUCAUACUAUUUCCAAAUGUUCGUCCAGAACAUAAAGGAGGAGGAAUCCCGGAAGAUGAAGGCAGAGAGCGAGAGGCUGCACCACCGCAUUAAGGAAUUGGAAGAUGCCCUGGCAACAUUGAAAAAGGAGCGUGAGACUGAGAAGAAAGAUAACGCACAACGCAGGGCUGAGUUGCAGGAUGCCAGAAACCGAGCAGCACAAUUGGAAAAGCAGGUAAAUGAGGCGGCUGAGCUCAAAAGAAAGGCAGAAGCAGAAGUUGAGAGCCUCCAGCUUAGGAUCACCUCAUUGCGGAGUGACGUUUUUGAUCUGGUAUUGAAGUAUUGA
This is a messenger RNA of Westerdykella ornata, 516 nucleotides long. RefSeq lists its product as uncharacterized. NCBI's taxonomy places the organism in Eukaryota, Fungi, Ascomycota, Dothideomycetes, Pleosporales, Sporormiaceae. The transcript is spliced from 2 exons. The coding region runs from base 1 to 516 and encodes 171 amino acids. The record is from RefSeq and is a predicted model, not a curated record.